This is a messenger RNA of Batrachochytrium dendrobatidis JAM81, 705 nucleotides long. RefSeq lists its product as uncharacterized. Bases 1 to 705 code for a protein of 234 amino acids. The transcript is spliced from 2 exons. NCBI's taxonomy places the organism in Eukaryota, Fungi, Chytridiomycota, Chytridiomycetes, Rhizophydiales. The record is from RefSeq and is a predicted model, not a curated record.
AUGAAACUCACAGUCGCUGUAUUGACAUCACUUUUGGUCGCUUGCUCGGUUACUACAGCCAAUCCCAUUCUUCCCAGUGCGACUACAAGUACUGAAUCUAGCUCUUUGCCAGCUCCUAAUGGAAACGGUAUAGGCUUACAGGGUCUUGAUUCACUUCCAGCUGAAGUCGAAAGCCUGCUCGAAAAAUACUCAAAAAAGCGAGGCAAAUAUUCUAUACAAUUAGAAUUAUGCAAAUCAAUAGAAUCUCAACUUACCGAGCAACAGAGAUUGGUAACGCUUCUGGAAAAAGAGGUUGGAAAAUUGAGAACUGUACUUCAAAGUGGUGACGGCGAUCUAAGACGUGGUCGUAAUGACCUCGUGAAGCUCGUUUUCGGAGCGUCUUACAAUGCUAAAUUGCUUGAUGAACAAUUUUGGGAAAUCCUCGCACAUUCUACCGUUGAUGCUUAUUUGGAAACAUGUGAUGGAGAACAAUCAUCAGGAUGCAAAAAGAGUUCUGCUCAAGCUCCUAGUGAUCAACAAGAAAGUCAAGCUCCACAACCAUCACCUGAAGCAUCACCAGAAACAUCAUCAGAAACAUCAUCACCUGAAGCAUCACCUGAAUCUAGUUCCAUGGGACAAACACUUUCCACUAUUGGGAGUAAUGUUGUUUCCAGAGUUAGCGGUGGGGCUCAAUUCCUUUGGGGUCAAAUCAUGCAUGACAACUAA